CACAAAAGUCAAAAUGUCAAACUUUGCGUUCGUACAUCGUAACCCUAUGAAGGCAUGAGAUAGACAAGUAACAAACUUUCAGUUUGCCCUCGACGUCCGUGAACAUCAAUGAAUGAGUUUCACCGCAGAAUCAAACACAAACAUGGAAAAACAAGCGUGUCAACUUCUACUCGAGCUUAAAGAAAAAUUGUUGAAGUUAAAACAAGAAAUGAAAAAUAAAGAGAAAGAAAUUUGUUUACUCAAGGAUCAGCGUUUAGCCAAAAUGGAGUAUCAAUGCCAUCUUUUAACUUGUUUGAAUAAGCUGAAGUGCCAACAAGUUGCUGAAUGCCAGGAAAAGCUUGAUGUCUUCACCUUGAAGUUUGAUCAUAUUAAAGUGGAGCUAAACUUAAUUUAUGCCCAAUUACAACUUCACACUGGACUCAAAAGUCACACUGGAUUUAACCCAAAUCACCAGGAUAUUUUGGAUAAAAUGUUGUUAGAACUUCGCUGCGGAGUUUGUUCAGAACUAAUGGUUUUCGCUACUUCAUUGAAUUGUAUGCACACAUUAUGCCAAUACUGUGUUGCUAAAUGGAAAAGCGAGUCGCCUACAGCUGGAUGCCCUAUCUGUCGUGAGCCAAUACGUGCUGAAAAAAGAAAUUUCUUGGUCGAUAACAUGAUUGCCAUCAUGAUCAGUUUGUAUUCGAAGGAAGAACAAUCUAACAGGAGGAAAUUUGAAAAGGAACAUCAGGAACUGCACCGAAAUCUUUUGGCUGCUGGACUACGAACACCGGAAUACAACAAUCCCUUUUACCGGAUUACUGACCGUGGUCUGGUUUUGGGAGAGAUGCAAAUCGAGGAGUUACCAAGCAUCGCUCAAAAUCCACCCGCCGCUGUAUCAUCUUCGACUAUGGUCGCAUCAAUUGUUCGCAACUUAACUCGGAAUCCCUUAUUGUCCAGGGAACGUCUAGAUAACAGACGCAGGAUCCACUACGCCAGAAUGCUUGCUAACAUUGGAAGAAGGCGAUUGAUGUCAAGAAACCGUUUGCAGUCAAUUCCUCCAUGCAGCCCAGAGAACAGUCGGCCACCUGUCAUCAAUAUUGGCUCGUCCAGCAGUGUACCUACUCCAAGGAUCGGUGAAACUGCACUGGCGUUGACCUGUCUUUAUAUUGCGGUGACUUUGUUUUUGUAUUAUACCCUGCUUUAUUUGCAUGUUCUAUAGUUUGCGUAAUUUUCUAUUUUAUUUCUAAUCUUUUUAUCAAUUUUAUGAAUUUUUAUGAAAAAUAUCAAUGAAAACUACUAUUUAAAAAAAUAAACUGAAUACAAGUGUAGAAUCGGA
Molecule: messenger RNA, 1315 nt
Organism: Daphnia pulex (common water flea)
Lineage: Eukaryota; Metazoa; Arthropoda; Branchiopoda; Diplostraca; Daphniidae
Product: E3 ubiquitin-protein ligase rnf8-A-like
Exons: 6
Coding region: 113-1198 (361 amino acids)
Biological process (GO): protein K48-linked ubiquitination; double-strand break repair; ubiquitin-dependent protein catabolic process
Cellular component (GO): cytosol; ubiquitin ligase complex; site of double-strand break
Molecular function (GO): histone binding; ubiquitin protein ligase activity
Source: RefSeq, a predicted model, not a curated record